GCUCGACCUUUCCCAUUGUCCUCCUCUUCUUCCCACCUUAUCUUCUUCUUCUUCUUCUUCAUGGCGGCGGCUUCCUCAUCUCUCCAUCUCCCUUCCAUCUUUCCCAAAGCCCUCACCAUCUCCUCCAGGGUCUCUGCUCUUCCUCUCUUCUCUCUGGUUUCCUCCAGACCCGUCAAGGUUCUGCCUCUUGUUCUCCAAUGUCCCAAGACCCGGCACAUCGCUAUCCCUAGGGUUGCGCUCUCGUCCGACUUCGAGGAGAAACUGGAUGAGGACGCCGAUGAGCAGGGCGGAGAGGUUGCCAGUUUCUCGCCGGAGCUUAAGCUAUUUGUGGGUAACCUCCCCUUCACUGUUGACAGCUCAGAGCUUGCCGGCCUCUUUGAAAGCGUGGGCUCUGUCGAGAUGGUCGAGGUUAUCUAUGAUAAGCUAACAGGGAAAAGCCGAGGGUUUGGAUUUGUGACCAUGUCCAGUGUUGGUGAAGUCGAAGCUGCGGAAAAGCAGUUUAAUGGUUAUGAACUCGGGGGGAGACCAUUGAGGGUGAGUGCAGGGCCACCUCCCCGUAAAGAUGAUUUCCCAUCAAGAGGAUCCCGGUCAAUUUCUAGUUUCAAUUCUCCUAACAAGGUUUAUGUGGGUAACCUUUCAUGGGGUGUUGACAAGUCAACUCUCGAGUCCCUGUUCAGUGAACAAGGAAAGGUGAUGGAUGCAAGAGUGGUGUAUUGUAGGGAGAGUGGUAGAUCGAGAGGCUUUGGUUUUGUUACUUACAGCACUGCUGAGGAGGUCGACAAUGCUAUUUCGGCACUUAAUGGUUUUGAUCUUGAUGGCAGAAAUAUUCGUGUAAUGGUGGCAGAGGACAAGCCGAAACAGCAGUUUUGAUUGCUUGAUUUUCCCGUUUCCAGUUUUUAUGGCCACAACGCAGUUUUGUCAGGUUUCAUGGCAAGUGAUGAAUUUUUCUGCUGAAUUAUGGUCCUAGGAAGCCUUUCUUAGGAAGCUACUUCUGGAUAUAACUUUGGAACCGGAUAUGUUGCUGUGAGGUAAAAGUAAAUGCUUUACUUGGUUUAGCUUAAACAGACUCCUUUUGCUGAUUGAUUUUUCUGUUGCCCUUAGAUUUCUGCUGUCAAAUAUUUUAAAGCAUUUGACGUUACAUUUUUCGUGUUUAAUUUCUCAGUAUGGCUGAAUAAUUUAGAUUGAA
Molecule: messenger RNA, 1186 nt
Organism: Dioscorea cayenensis subsp. rotundata (Guinea yam)
Lineage: Eukaryota; Viridiplantae; Streptophyta; Magnoliopsida; Dioscoreales; Dioscoreaceae
Product: 29 kDa ribonucleoprotein A, chloroplastic
Exons: 4
Coding region: 61-870 (269 amino acids)
Cellular component (GO): cytosol
Molecular function (GO): mRNA binding
Source: RefSeq, a predicted model, not a curated record